UUGUGACUACUGUAAUGCCAAUCGCCUUUGCAAAUUUUAGUGCUGUUUUUUUAACCAAUUGCUAUAAAAUAUUGUAAAUAAUGAGGACAUUCGUCAUUACAGUUGUACUACACUUAAAGCGAUUUUAAUUAAACACACAUAAUGUUAUUCAUCCAUCGUUCAGUUGAUUAAAAGGCAUUCUAUAUUCUGACAAAGUAAAUUCUGACCUUACUGAUAAGAGUUAAUUUAAAAUUGUAACACAUCGUUUUAUCAUUACUUGCUUUAGUUUUGUGAAUUAAGAAACAAUCUAAACUUUAUAUAAAAAUGGAAGACAAAAGUUUUGAAGGAAAACGAGCACUUGUUACGGGUGCGGGUAAAGGCAUUGGUCGAGCUAUAGCUGUAAAACUAGCAAGUCUGGGUGCCAAGGUCUUUGGCAUUAGUAGGACACAGUCUGAUCUCGAUGAUCUAGUGAAACAGGUUCCGUCAAUUGAAACUCGCUUUGUUGACAUAUCUGACUGGGAUAAUACCAGAAAGGUUGUUGAAGAAUUAGGACCAAUAGAUCUGUUGGUUAACAAUGCUGGCAUCACCAACUGGACAGGCUUUCUGGACGUCACCAAGGAAGAAUUAGAUAAUCUGCAUGAUAUCAAUUUCCGAGCUGCUUUUAACAUUACACAGGUAAGUCACGCGCUGUCAAAAAUGACUAAUUUCCAGCUAAACCUUACGCUUUGUCUCGUCUUACUUUCUACUGCGCAAAACCCAAUAUAUCGAGAUUUGUUUUCUUACGUCAUAGCGUCAUACAAAUCAAUAGCGUCAAGAGAAGUUCUCUUUUAUCAGAUAGUUGCCAGGGGUAUGGCCUCACGUGGAACUGGUGGAGCCAUCGUUAAUAUUUCCAGUAUUGCUGCCAUGCGUGUCGUUCCAAACCACACAUGCUACUGUACAGCCAAGGCUGCUCUAGACAUGUUGGCAAUGACACUAGCAUACGAGCUUGGUCCUAAGAAGAUUCGAGUGAACAGUGUGGACCCAACAAUUGUCUUGACAGAGCUUGGUAAACGAGGAUGGAGCGAUCCUGUAAAGAAAGCUAAUGCAAUUGCAAAAAUUCCUAUCGGACGAUUGGCAGAGGAGGAAGACGUGGUAAAUGCCACAAUAUUCUUAUUGAGUGAUAAGUCCUCGAUGAUCAAUGGUGCGAUACUGCCAGUAGAUGGUGGUAUGAUUGUAAGCUGCGUUUGAUACCGAUUAUGUUGUAUGUAAUAUGAUUAAUAAACAACACUAUUUGCCAUAACAUUGGUAGCGUCACGAAAUAAAGAAAUAUUAUUGGGAGAUUGACGUUACUUCUAUCCUUAUUCCUUGUAUAUUUCACUAAGUAAACUGUAGGAUGUAUGAUUGGAUUUUCAAUUAUUUAUACUGGUAUCAAUCGACUUACGUGGAGACCGUCAGGGUACGCAAUAACAUAUUUUGAAAAAUAUAAAAUAGAGAUGUUCAAACUUAUUGUUUCUAUAAAACAUUGUCUCGUAGAACACGUCGCCCGUGUUGUAUCAGAACUCUCUGCUUCUGGACUGCUCUCUGAAAAUAAAACGCUUUCUACCUAGAAAUUUCUUUUCGUUGUGGGCCCACUAUGCAAAUGCGUGGCUCUGUGGCUGUGUUUUUGGUGCUCUGUGCUUCCUAGAAAUCUCCCUUACCUAUUUUCUAGUGUUCCGAGAGAGUACGUUAUAGCCUAGCCAUUUAUCACAUUAAAUAUAAUAACGCUACAUUUAAUGGUUAAACAUCGUCUAUUUA
Messenger RNA from Mercenaria mercenaria, 1752 nucleotides. Its product is annotated as D-erythrulose reductase-like. The transcript has 8 exons. Lineage: Eukaryota; Metazoa; Mollusca; Bivalvia; Venerida; Veneridae. The coding region runs from base 304 to 1206 and encodes 300 amino acids. Gene Ontology annotation, molecular function: L-xylulose reductase (NADPH) activity; carbonyl reductase (NADPH) activity. Gene Ontology annotation, biological process: glucose metabolic process; xylulose metabolic process. The record is from RefSeq and is a predicted model, not a curated record.